UGACCGUCCUUCCACCAGUGGUUACCGGUUAGCCUUCUUGAAGCUGUUGUCUGCGCCCCUCCCCUUUGACGAUGAUGAUGAUGCGUACCACUUUGGGACGUUACGAGGCCGUGCGUUGGUAUAUCGAAACUGAAUUACCCUUACGUUUAGAUUUAAUCUUUGAGGAUUUAUGUUUGAGACUCACCGCCCGUGCAUGACGAAGAGAGUUCGGUGGUUCUCGGAAGGUCCGGAAUGAUCCACGACUACGCACGGGAGGAGCAGCACCGAGACGGGAGUAAUCCAUGUGGAGGAGUCCAAAGAGGAAGAUGAAGAGCGCAAUGGCUUUGACGAAAACAGCUUUAUUCGUGUGUCUGCACUAUGUGUUCCAGCACGCCGCCUGCCGCGAGGUAACCCUUCCCAAGGGACCCUUGUACCGUGUGGCCGGCUUCAACCUCUCCCUGCCCUGCUCCGUCUCCGGCUAUGAAGGCCCGUCCAUGCAAGACUUCGAGUGGUCCCUGUUCAGGGACGACUCUGGUGGAAGGAAGAUAGGAGUGGUGGCCACCAAUGACAACAGCUUCCCCUACGCCCAAUUCCAAUCCCGCGUGACAAGUGGGGAGGUGAGGGUGGACCGGGACUCGGGGGACAAAGUGCGGCUGGUGGUCCAGAAACUGCGCACGGAAGACCAGGGGGAAUAUGAGUGUUACACGCCCAGCACGGACAGCAAAUACCUGGGUAGCUACGCUGGAUCUUCUGUGGUUAAAGUAAUCCGUGACACACUCCAGAUCAGCUACUCCCGCUCCCUCACAAACCAGCCCAUACCGGAGGGCGCAGAAUUGACUCUGACGUGCUCGGCCAGCAUCGGCUCAGAGCAGCUCACCCACCUGUCCGUCACCUUUGGGAAGCGAGGUGGCCAAGCGGGCUCGGGCGGCGACAGCGUGGAGAUCAUCUCCAUUGACAAGAUGUUGGCCGUGGUGCCGGGACGCGCCCACAGGAAGCGCUACGACGACGGAGAUAUCACGCUGGAGAAGCGCAACGGGGAUGGCGGCCAGGGCGUCUACGUGAUGAAGAUGAGAGCGCUGCAGCCCAACGACACCGGGUCUUACUACUGUGAGGCCGCACAGUGGAUCCGGGACCCGGAUCGCACCUGGCAGAAGAUUGCACACAGGACGCUGGACAUUGGCAGCCUGACUGUCAAACGACUCUCUGAGUCUCUGAGCGUGGAGUCGUCGCCCAGAGGUGAGGUGACCCUGCAGGUGGGUUCACCUGUGCUCCUGAGCUGCCAGCUCAACGGGAUGCCCUUGGACGUGGACUCAGGCCUGCUGGUUCAGUGGAUGAAGAGGGGCUCGGCAGGGGGUGCGGAGGAGGAAGUAGCCCGGAUGAGCCCAGACGGAGUCGUGAGCUGGGGCGACGACCUCAGCCGAGCCAGCGGAGGCUCCAUGGAGAAAGCGGCGCAGGGGAAAUACUCCCUCAAGUUGUUCUCCGCCCGUCCCUCCGACUCGGGUGUGUAUUGCUGUGUGGUGAGCGUGUACGCCGGGAGGAGGAGUCCUGCUCCUUCUACUGCUGCCACGCUCACCCGGAGGUCUGAGGAGGUCAUGGUCAAUCUGAAGAGCAAAGAUGUUCUGGUCUCCACCGUGGCUCAGCUCCCCCGAGGCCCGCUGCUCAGGCGAGGAAGCACCAUCACCCUCAUCUGCAACGUCACCGUGACGACCACAGGCCCCGCCCAGGCUCAGGUGCAGUGGCGGCGAUGGCCCCUCCCUGAACUGCUGAACAUCAGGAAGGAUGACGCCGGCCCGACAGAAGCCCCCGUGGAGGUGACCCCCAAGGUGGUAGCCGCCCUCAUGUACGAUGGCGUGGUCAGGGUCUACAAUGGCAGCAGCGAGGUCAGCGUGGACCGUCUGUCUGCUGUCAGCUACCGCCUGAGGGUCCACGCAGCCUCCGACGAGGACCAGGGCAUGUACGCCUGCCAUGCCGAGGCCUGGAGCCAGGACCCCCACGGAGGGUGGUACAACACCGGUGUCAGGGCCGAGUCCAACGCUGUCACCGUCUACUUGUACGCUCGAGCUGCCGACCUCCUCCUCAUCCCUCUGGUGGUGGGCGUGUCCUCCGCCUUGUUCGUGGGCAUCGUCAUCAUCGCCACGGUGACCUGCUGCUUCAUGAAGCGUCUGGCGAGGCAGCGCCCUCGCAAGUAGAGCGCCACGUUUGCGGAGGGCAAGACUUGAACGUGCAGGCCAAGUUUUAACCGGCUGAACCUCGCACCCGCCGGCCGACGCCAAACCCUUUUUUCUAUGUGUUUUAUUUUUGUACUCACAAGGAGAGACAACAGUUGCUAUUGAUCCAAAUCGUCUUUCCAAACCACAUGACUCGCACAUGACGGCUGAGUGGAGGCCGCUGUAAACUUGAUAGAGAGAGUACCCAGUGGAACACUAACACUGAGUACCACGUACUGACUGCUGUGGUACUUUUGAAGAAGUAGGUAUGAAAUGCACUGAGCUGAAGUGUGUAAAUAUUACGAUUGUCCUGCAAAUGUCUUGUCUUGAUCUUGGAGCCAAAACCACUUUUUUCCUCAAAAUACUGCCCGUCUUUUCACUCAACUGCAGAGAGUAGCAGAUGUUUAUUUGCGAGGAGGUUAGACCCUCUACUGUCUUCUUCACAUUAGCAGUUUGUUUCCUUUCAUUUUUGGUUCCUGCAAAUGAUGCCGUGCAGGGGGCGGAGCUAAAUUAGUGUUAUUGAAGUUGUCUGACUGUCACAUUAUGACAGACACACCAGCCAACAUCAUUAAUGUCUGUUCAAUUUUCCAUUUCUGGCGGGAUAUGAAGUAUCUGAAUGCGUACUGUUUGUGGUACGGUCCAGUAAUUACGUGAUUUGCUUCUUUACACAACAGUUCUGUUUGUUUUUUCCUGAAGCCACUUUUUUGAGGAAAUAUGCUAGAUUCCUUUUGUUUACUUUACAUUUUCUUUGAUGGUGUGUGUUUUUUUGUUUUUUUUUUACGAGUCUCCUUUACUGCCAUCAAGUUACUGAGAACAACAGUGCUGUGUCAGAUUCCCUGUUGAAAUGUCACUUUUAUGUCCUUCCUGUCCUAAAUCCUGAUUAUAAAUGUUGCUCACGAACAUUGGGGACUAAAAAAAAAAAAGCUCUGUUUUGCAUGGUGAGCCACUUUGCCAAAGCUGCGUCCAAUCCCCCACAUGUACGUGCACGCACAGUGCUGGCUGCCUCCCAUACAGCUGCAAAUGUGUGCGCCUUCAUCGCUAAUCCCACUUUAUCACCCCCCCCCCACACACACACACACACACACACACACACACACAUAGCACAUGUCGAUGUGUGCAUGCAUCAAACCCUUUACCUUGAAAGUGUCUUAUGUUCUCUUUGCAUCAUCAUUGUGUUUCACCACUGUCCCUGAACGCAUCUUUAAAAAGACUGCUGGUGCUCUUGACAAACGUGCCACUUGUUAAACCAUUGGAAUAAACCACUCUGGAUUGAUGAUGUUUUUCCUUUUAUGAGCAGCUUCUUUCCCAUUUCAGAUACAGCUGAGGUGUUGUGGGAUGCUGUGGAAAAGCCUGUUGUGCAUUUGUCCAAACAUUCCUGGUGCUUACUGAGGUUUUUCUGGGUUAAAACCAGCCUAGCGGAGGUUUUGUGUGGGAUGAUGCUGCUUUGGGAGCGCUCGUUUAGACACAAACGUCUUGCAAGCUAAACAAAGUCAAAGAUGAAUCGUUGGACUCUCAGGAGGAUUUACCGUGGAUGCAUCCGUUUUGCUUUAUGUAGGUCGUACUAAUACAUGUCAAUCAUUUUUUACUUUUCUUAACUAAUGAGAGCCAUUCCUUGCUUUUCUUUAUUGCUGGGCUGAGUUAAAUAUUUAUAUAGUAAUUAUGUUUUUUUUUUAAAUAUUUAUUUCUCAU
Messenger RNA from Dunckerocampus dactyliophorus (ringed pipefish), 3875 nucleotides. RefSeq names its product immunoglobulin superfamily, member 8 (gene igsf8). The record is from RefSeq and is a predicted model, not a curated record. Bases 282 to 2168 code for a protein of 628 amino acids. NCBI's taxonomy places the organism in Eukaryota, Metazoa, Chordata, Actinopteri, Syngnathiformes, Syngnathidae. The transcript has 8 exons.